AAUAAAUAAAAUCUUAAAAAAUAGGCAGGCGCAGUUGUGUGCCGGAUUGCCAAGAUGUCAUUCCCUAAGUACCAGCCGUUGCCUCUGGCUACCUUACCCUCUACCCUCAACCCUGCUGAAUACAACAUCUCUCUGGAAGCCCGGAAGGCCCCAAGAUCCCAACCUAAAUGGGAGUAUCUGCUUCAGUACAACGACCCCAAAUGCCGAGAGCUCAUCGAAGAUCCUGUCUUGAUCCGUUGCGCCUACGCAAGAUCAGCAAACAUCAAUCCCAAUUUCAGACCCACUCCCAAGACUUCGCUCUUAGGAGCUCUGUUUGGAAUUGGGCCCCUUUUCUUCUGGUUUUAUGUUUUCAAAACUGACAGAGAUAAGAAAGAAAAACUUAUCCAGGAAGGAAAAUUGGAUUGAAUGUGGAACAUUUCAUAUUCAGUCUGGCAGUGAUGACUGUGUAUUAUUAUUUAA
Neogale vison (American mink) is the source of this 459-nucleotide messenger RNA. RefSeq names its product NADH dehydrogenase [ubiquinone] 1 beta subcomplex subunit 4-like. Gene Ontology annotation, cellular component: mitochondrion. The transcript has a single exon. Lineage: Eukaryota; Metazoa; Chordata; Mammalia; Carnivora; Mustelidae. The record is from RefSeq and is a predicted model, not a curated record. Bases 55 to 405 code for a protein of 116 amino acids.